CUCGACGCUCAGCAACUCCCGCGCUUUUGAUCGAUGCGCACUUUUCUGGGGUAUAUGAUGGCGCUUUAGAUUAUCAGAUACACUCCUGUCGAAACCCCCACACAAACCAUGUCGAAAGCUGUUGUCAAGACGACCUUCGAGGCGUCUCGGACUCUUCGUCCUAUAUACACCGGAGGAAGUACUGCGCUGGAUGCCAGUGGACGGCUGUUGGUGACCUGUAUCGGUGAAGAUGCCCUUGUUGUGGAUCUUGAAACUGGUGAUCAACUUGCCAGCCUAGAAGGAGAUGGAGAGGUCAUUACCAGCGUUGCCAUCACUCCGUCGGCCUCCCAUGUCAUUGUCUGCUCGCGCUCAAUGGCCAUGCGCAUUUACUCUCUGACGCCUUUCGAUGAAUCUUCUCGAACGAUUGAAGCGGAACUUGUUCGAAGCCUCAAACCUCACGUAUCGCCGGUUGUCACGACCGCAACAGACCCCACCGGCACCUUCCUAGCCACUGGUGCCGCCGAUGGGUCCAUCAAAAUCUGGGAUGUUAGACGUGGGUAUGCUACACAUACGUUCCACGGCCACGGCGGUGUCAUCUCGGCACUGUGCUUCUUUCAAAUACCCUUCCAAGACGCAGAAGAUAAGCCCUCUUCCAAGAAGAACAAGUCGAAAAGCAAACCGAAUGACUUCGAUUCGGACGAGGACAUGGAGGAUACUGGCCUCAACUCUGUGGACUCGGCAGAUAUCCUUCGGCUUGCCUCCGGAAGCGAGGAGGGUACAGUGCGAGUGUGGGAUUUGAAGAAGAGGAAGUCCAUCGCUACUCUUGAGUCUCACGUCUCGGUGGUCCGAAGCUUGUCUUACUCGCCGGUGGAGAACGCGUUGCUGUCUGCUGCGCGAGACAAGACCGUGAUCGUCUGGGAUGUUCGCACUUUCAAGACGCGCCGAAUUAUUCCAGUCUUGGAGAGUGUGGAGGCAGCCAGCUUUGUCGAAGACAGUGGGCUGUGCAUGGUUGGCGGCGAGAACGGUAAAUUGCGCGUAUGGGACUGCAACCGAGGAGGAGAGGUGACCCACGAGCAAGAAGCCGGAGAGGAGUUCGAGGCGGUGAUCGCCAUCCAGUAUUCCCCGGGCAUGUCGUUCGCUAUCACAGUCCAUGCGGACCAGACAUUGCGUCUUCACUCCCUCGAGCCUCUAUCCAGCUUCAAACCCGGCUCCUCGAUUGAGCCACUCCCCGUUAUCAGGCGCAUCUCAGGCAACGACGACGAUAUCAUUGAUCUCGCAUACGUCGGACCUGAUCGUUCCAUGCUUGCGCUGGCCACAAACACCGAAAGUAUCAGAGUCGUUUCGGUAGGGCCGUCAGGCGAUCGGCCGUCUCUCAGCGAAGAGGACUAUUUUGGCGCGGAUGUCACCCAUCUGGAAGGCCAUGACGAUAUUAUCAUCUGUAUCGACGUGGACUGGUCCGGUCACUGGCUAGUAACAGGCGCCAAAGAUAACACAGCACGUCUGUGGCGGUUAGAUCCAAAGAAUUCGUCUUAUUCCUGCUUUGCAGUCUUCACAGGUCAUGCCGAGUCAUUGGGUGCUAUUAGUUUCCCUCGAGUUCCUCCGCCGGCCAACACCCCGGCGCAUAAGGACCCGUUGAACCACCCCCCGGCUUUUCUGCUCACAGGUUCUCAAGACCGCACCAUUAAGCGAUGGGAUUUGGGGAAACUGACCCCUCUUCAAUCUUCGAAACCGCACUCUCCCAAGGCGAUAUACACCCGCAAAGCUCACGAGAAGGACAUCAAUGCCCUGGAUGUCAAUUCGUCCUCUACCCUAUUUGCGUCCGCGUCGCAGGACCGUACAGUCAAGAUCUGGUCCGCCGAAGACGGGUCAGUGAUUGGUGUUUUGCGCGGUCAUAAAAGAGGUGUCUGGUCUACACGUUUCGCGCCUCGGGGCACUCCAGUUCUCACCACCGAAGCCAAGAGCAGCACCAACAGAGGCUUGAUAGUUACAGGAUCUGGCGACAAGACCGUCAAGGUCUGGAGCUUGUCAGACUACAGCUGUCUCCUCACGUUCGAAGGCCACACCAACAGUGUGCUGAAGGUCCUUUGGCUCCCGCCUCCGGACCUGUCCAGUAAAGAUGAGGAUGAAGAUGAAUCCGCUCAGGGUCCCAACCUGACGUCGCAAGCACGGCCUCUCGUGGCAUCAGCUGCUGCCGAUGGUCUCGUGAAAGUCUGGUCUCCGUAUACUGGGGAAUUAGAAACCACGCUUGAUAACCACACAGAUCGAGUGUGGGCACUCGCCAGCCCCACGCCGUCUGGCUCGCGUGCCGAUUCAUUGACACCCUCUACCCAGAACAACUCCUCUCCCUUUGCGCUUGCCUCUGGCUCUGCCGACUCCACCGUUACGUUCUGGACUGAUACCACCUCCGCUACCUUUACUGCCGCCGUCAGCGCAAACUCUGCCCGCGUCGAGCAGGACCAGCAGCUCGAGAACUACAUCAGGGCAGGCGCUUAUCGCGAAGCCAUCACACUGGCUCUCCAGCUCAACCACCCGGGACGACUCCUUUCUCUAUUCACCGCUGCCAUCGACGCUGCCGAUGAUCCGUACUCGACUGAUCCCAAAAAGGAAGAACGUGCCAACAGCUUGACCGGCGAUGCCGAUAUCGACCACGUGCUUCAAACCCUGGGCUCUGAAAACCUCAGGAACCUCCUCCUUCGUCUGCGCGAUUGGAACACCAACGCGCGCACCUCGCGGGUGGCUCAGCGCAUCCUCUUCGCUUUGUUCCGCUCCUAUCCCGCCUCGACCUUCACCGAGCUCGCAAGCGCCAGCAUGGCCAAGCGAGGCGAUAACGGCCGCACUGCAGCCGGCAUGAAGGACAUUCUGCAGGCCUUGGCCGCGUACACCGAACGCCAUUAUCGCCGUGUCGAAGAACUCACCGACGAGAGCUACCUCGUCGAGUGGGUUUUGGGAGAGAUGGACGGUGGUAUGGGGCUAGGGGCACUUAAUGCCCCUGGGUCAGACGAGGUCCCUGAACACGAAAAGGACGUGCUUAUGCUUGGAGUAUGAAGAAGGCGAAUUGUCCUUCUCCACCCCCCUGUGAAUGAGGAUAUGUAAAAAUAGACAGGAUGGUUUUCUUUUUGCUCGGCGCUUUCUACUGGAGUCCCAUUGCAUUUUUUUGCAUCUCAGAUUCAUUUCUUGGGAGAAGAUAAUGUAUAAAGGAAAAAAAGUUUUUUUGUUUGUGUCUAUCAGCGUCUCAUUUGCAUGCUUAUUCUAUAAAUACUUAUAUUGAUU
Molecule: messenger RNA, 3249 nt
Organism: Aspergillus steynii IBT 23096
Lineage: Eukaryota; Fungi; Ascomycota; Eurotiomycetes; Eurotiales; Aspergillaceae
Product: U3 snoRNA-associated protein UTP13
Exons: 3
Coding region: 109-3024 (971 amino acids)
Biological process (GO): endonucleolytic cleavage in 5'-ETS of tricistronic rRNA transcript (SSU-rRNA, 5.8S rRNA, LSU-rRNA); endonucleolytic cleavage to generate mature 5'-end of SSU-rRNA from (SSU-rRNA, 5.8S rRNA, LSU-rRNA)
Cellular component (GO): small-subunit processome; nucleolus; 90S preribosome
Molecular function (GO): U3 snoRNA binding; protein binding
Source: RefSeq, a predicted model, not a curated record